UAUAUAGCGCACUUAUGUAGGGGAUGUGACGCUAUUUGUGAUUCGUUCUGGGGUCCGAAAGAAAGAAAGCAAGCUACGUUAGACGAGUUCACGUUUUUAAAUGAAACAAAAACAGUUUUAAACUGUAUUAGUUAACUAUGAACAUUAUAGUUUUACGAAAACGGUAACGAAGACUAAUUAUGGACGUGGAAAAUUAGGAACGUCGUUUAAAAAUAAUAUAUAUAUUUUGCUUCAGGCAAUUGGAUGAACAACUAACAGUAAGACGUAAUUAACAUCAUCUGUGAAGAAAACACAGGCGCCAUUUUGGCUCAAAGAAACUCAGGGUUGCACUUCUUUGCCAAGGCAUAUUUGUCUUAUUUAGAUAUAUGUAAUCUGACAAAAGAGUUUGUAAUGCGUGUUAUUAACUAUGAAUUUUUUUUAAUGCUCUUUAAUUUAAACGAUUAUAUGCCAGACAGACAGAAUGUAGUCAUCUAGUGAUGUUUCAGGGUGUUAUUAGCUAAUUGUUGCUAACCGUUGUAUUUUCCUAACUGUUUUCUGGAAAGUUGUAUAUGAUUGGCUAGAAUUGCAUUCACGCAAGCAGUCCGCCAAUCACAUAGCAUUUCAGAGUACUAUCAUCCAAUCCUAGAGCACGAGGGCGGGAUUUGUAUGAAUACGGGUAGGGUGGGGAUAUCGCUAAGCUAAUUUGACAAAAAAAAAAAAAAAAAAACACCACAAUGGGUGGAUGUUCUGCUCCGAAUUGCUCCAAUUCUACAACCAUUGGAAAACAACUUUUCCGUUUUCCAAAAGAUCCGAUUCGGAUGAGAAAGUGGCUGAUAAACUGUCGACGGGAGUUCGUCCCAACCCCCUGCUCCAGACUCUGCCAGGACCAUUUUGAGGAGAGCCAGUUCGAGGAGAUCGCCAGGUCACCGACAGGAGGAAGGAAACUGAAACCCAACGCGGUUCCCACACUGUUUAACGUCCCAAACCCGCCCUCACCCAUCGCCCAACACCCACACUCCGUCCUCCCUCUGAAACUUGACCCAGCAGAGAAAGAUUUGAAGGUCGGGGAUCACGGUUACGCUCGCCGGCAGCCCCGAGCCGAGUUCGAGGAAGACGAGCUGCAGAGAGCGGAGGAAGAUCGGCCGUGUUCUCUGUGUCAGCACUAUAAAUCCCAGCUGGAGCAGCAGCAGCAGCACACGGCCAGGCUGCAGAGAGAGGUGGAAGAGAUGAAGAAGCGCUUGCACAGGCUCAGCAGGAUGGAGAAAGGACUGCAGAUGUUCCUGUACGAGGACCAGAUCCGAGCUCUGACCCUGACCAAGCGCUCGCGCCGCGCCGUCUGGUCCCACGACACCGUCCUGACCGCCCGGAAGAUCCGCUGCGCGGUCGGAGUGAAAGGAUACGAGUUCCUGCGAGACCUCGGCUACCCGCUGCCCUCGUACCGGACCCUGUGUAACCGACUCGAACCCAAAAUGAUGAUGAGCGCGAGCAUGCAGGAGGAUCUGGCAGAACUGGGGAUCAUCACUGCCUGCGACAGUCCCGACGAAAACGGGACGAGCGAUGAAGGACUGAUCAGAAUGAUGACAUAAGACUGGCUUGUGUGUGUGUGUGUGUGUGUGUGUGUGUGUGUGUGUGUGUGUGUGUGGUUUAUAUUUGAUCGAACAAACUACCACGACUUAACAUAUCAGCGCAUGGGCUUUAGCAGAACAUUGAAUUUGUAGAUCUUUUUUUUUUUGGUCGUUCUGUUUUGUAUUUAUUUAUUACACCCCAGCGCUGUUCAAUUCUGGAUUCUGAUUGGUCAGGAGGUGUUGAUUAAUUUCCUACAACAGCAGCUCUGACAGCUCCAACGUUUAUAUCACAGGUUUAUUUAUACUGAGUGCGCUCGUUCUGAUACGUCCUCCUUUCUCUAGUCUCAGACUUGCACGCCACAUAAUCCGCCUUGUUGAAGUUUUCCAUGAGGAAAUUGUUUGUUUGUUUGUUUGUUUGUUUAUUUAUGUAACAUUUAUGGAAGGAGUCUCCAGUGUCCAGAGUUAAAGCCGUAACUUGAAAUAUUUCCGACAUCUUCAGGACAGAGAGGAGUUUACGCUUUG
Messenger RNA from Ictalurus punctatus (channel catfish), 2066 nucleotides. RefSeq names its product THAP and Tnp_P_element domain-containing protein. The coding region runs from base 714 to 1565 and encodes 283 amino acids. The transcript has 4 exons. The record is from RefSeq and is a predicted model, not a curated record. NCBI's taxonomy places the organism in Eukaryota, Metazoa, Chordata, Actinopteri, Siluriformes, Ictaluridae. Gene Ontology annotation, molecular function: sequence-specific DNA binding.